This is a messenger RNA of Prunus armeniaca (apricot), 1710 nucleotides long. NCBI's taxonomy places the organism in Eukaryota, Viridiplantae, Streptophyta, Magnoliopsida, Rosales, Rosaceae. The record is from the annotation of a GenBank genome assembly.
AUGGUACAUUUGUUGAGAUCGCAUCGUAAAAUUUCUGAAGUUAAUAAAGCAUUGGCACAACGAUUUGGUGAUGUUAAUAUCCCAACACAUCAACAAUUUAGUCUUCUUGAAGUGCAAGCAGGAGGGAUGCAAAACAUUGGAUAUACAAAGAAAGAUUUAUAUAACUACAAAAGACAAUUGCAGAGAAAGAUGAAGGGGCAUGAUGCACAGAUGUUGAGUGAGCAUUUUAUUGGUGAGCAAGCAAAAAAUGAAUCUUUCUUUUUUAUGAUAGAGGCUGACGAUGAUGAUAGGCUUAAACAUUGUUUUUGGGCUGAUCCAACAUCUAGAAGAGCUUAUAAGUUUUAUGGUGAUGUGGUUGUAUUUGAUACCACUUACAAUACUAAUCGGUAUGGUAUGGUAUUUGCCCCAUUGGUAGGAGUUAAUAACCAUGGUCAAACUAUUCUUUUUGGUUGUGGGUUCUUGAGCAAUGAGACCACUGAAUCUUUUCUUUGGUUGUUUGAGCAAUUUAAGAAAGCUAUGCCUGCUGGUCCACCCAAAAUAAUUAUUACAGAUCAAGAUCCAGCGAUGGGAAAUGCUAUUUCACAAGCUUUUCCAGGUGUGUUUCAUAGAUAUUGCAUUUGGCACAUUCUGGAUAAGUUUUCUCAAAAGAUAAACACUUGCAUUUAUAAGGAUGAAAAUAGAGAACUUCAAAGUUGUGUGUGGGAAUCAGACACAAAAGAAGAAUUUGAGUCAAAGUGGAUGGAUGUGGUCAACAAAGGUAAACUAAAUGAUGAUGAGUGGCUAUCUUCAAUCUAUAGAAUACGUUCAAGAUGGGUGCCAGCAUAUGUGAAAGAUAUUUUUUCAGCAGGAAUGUCAAGUAGCCAACGAGUAGAAGGUGUUCAUGCAUUUUUCAAGCUCUAUAUUUCAAAAAGAAAUUCUUUAAUGGAUUUCAUAUUACGGUUUAAUAGAGCGCUUGCCCAACAACGUCAUGAAGAGAUAAUUGCUGAUCAUGUUGAUAUCAAUGAGCAGCCUAUGUUGAAAUCUCCAUUGAUAAUGGAGAAGCAAAUGGCUACCAUUUAUACUCGUAAAAUUUUCUACAAGUUUCAAAAAGAGUUGUGGAAAUGUUUGGCAUGUGUGCUUCAACUUGCAAGAGAGGAUGACAAUUUAUGCUUUUAUAAGGUAAUGGAGAGGGAAAAAGAUGGUAGCUUCAAGUUGAAGGUGCGAGAAGUCAUGGUUGACAAAGUUGCAGACUAUGCUUCAUGCAAUGAUGAAAAUGCAACUAGUAGUUAUCUUUCACCACAUUUGAAUGACCCUCUUCAAGUAAGGGCGAAGGGCUGCGGUAAAAGAUUGAAGGGAGGAAAAGAGAAAGCAAUGAAUAAGAGUAAACGUCAUUGCCAUGGGUGUGGACAAACAGGACAUGACCGAAGAACUUGUACAACUCACAUUAAUCAGUCCUCUUUGUGCAAGGAUGCAGAAAAUAUUUCACCCAAUAUCAAUAAUCGUUCUGCCGCCGAAGUUGGAUCAGUAGACGAUCUCAUCGAGGGAAUAAGACUCGGAGUCGGCAGUGGCAGCAGAGGAAGGGUCGGUGUUGAAGGGGACGUAGUGGGCAAAGAUAUGGUGGGUGUGGGUUGUGUUGUGGUAGCGAGCUUCGUGGUGACUGUUGCGGCAAUGGAGGAUUGUGGAGGAAGGGGAGGAUUGUGGAUGAAUUUUCGAAUUUACCCUCAUUUUUGA